This is a messenger RNA of Hipposideros armiger (great roundleaf bat), 7023 nucleotides long. RefSeq names its product cartilage oligomeric matrix protein (gene COMP). Gene Ontology annotation, cellular component: extracellular region. The transcript has 19 exons. The record is from RefSeq and is a predicted model, not a curated record. Lineage: Eukaryota; Metazoa; Chordata; Mammalia; Chiroptera; Hipposideridae. The coding region runs from base 4556 to 6904 and encodes 782 amino acids. Gene Ontology annotation, molecular function: calcium ion binding. Gene Ontology annotation, biological process: cell adhesion.
AAGGGUCAUUCGACCCCCAAAGGGGUCGCGACCCACAGGUUGAGAACCGCUGGUCCAGUGGAUGAAGCUAUUUAGUUUCAUCCCACUGAUCAAUAAUCACUUAUUUGGCACCUGUUUUGUGCCAGUCUUCCCACUUUGGGACUGGGGUUCCUCCCUGCUUGGUAGCCUCCCUCCCCAGCUGGCCCAUGCCCCAGCCAGGCUCCUGUCAGCCAGGCAACCAGUGGGUAAACACACCCCGCCCUCAGCCUCAGUCCAUCCAUCACAGGGCUGAACAAGGGCCUCCUGUUAAUGAAACGGGGUGGGGGCUAGAGAAGGGCCAGAGGAGGGGGCAUGAGGAAUUGGGGGUAAGGCUCUGUCCACACACACCCCUGCCCCAGACAGAGCUGCAGAAACUUGGGUGGGGUACCCUUUUCCUUUGGCAAGGCUGUGUGCCUUUAUGAAGAGGGAAGGGAUUAUGUGACUUCCCUCUGAGCAUCCAGGUCCCAAAUCAAAGAGACAGGACAAACCUGCCUUGCUGAGCCUCAGUUUGCCUGUCUGGAGAGUGGAGACAUUACCAACUAAGAACUCAUCACUUUUUGUGGACGAACUCAUUCAGUUCUCACGAUGACCAAUGACCAUAAGAAGAGGGGCUCUUAAGGUCUCCAUUUUCACCAUGGUUUUGACUGCUACUGUUAUGGUGUGCAAAUCUUUAGGCAUUUACAUUUUCACUUCAUUAGACAGAGAGGCCCUGCUGCCUCCCACAAUGACCAGUUCCUGCCUCCUGAAGCUGCAGAGGGUAGGAGUGAAAGGAACAGAAAGGGAAAACCCACAAAAGUGGUUGGCAAGGUUUUGAGCGUUUGGUACUUUACUGAAUAAAAUUGUAGCCACUGUAUUUAUCAUUUCCUUGUUUCUUUAUCAUCACCUUUCAAGGAGCCUGGGACAAAAUGGGCACAGAGCUGGGACAAAUGGAGGGUGGGAGAUAGACAGGGUUUGCUGAAGAUCAGAGAGCAAGUCAGGGUGAGCCUACCAGGCUCCAGUGCCCAGAUGGCACCUUGUCUCCCUGCCCCCCACCGCUUGGUCCUUCUGGAGAGAUGGGUUUAGUGGGGCUGUUAGAGGCAGGCUGGGUCAGACUCCUUGGCCAUGGCCUCCUUCUCUGCUCUGAUGAAUUCCCCAGACCCUGGGCCUGCGGCCGAGCCCGCCCAAAGCAGGGCGGCUGCCUUCCCGACAUAUUUUCCCUCUGGAUUCACAAGGGGAGGCAGCUGGGCAAGCUAGGGGCGCCCACAUGUCUCCUGGCCCAGUGGGCCUCUGCCAGGAGGGGCCUCGGGGGCCCCAUCACACAGGCACCAGCCCCAUGGCCCCAGCCUGGCAGGGCUCCCAGAACUGCUGGGUCUGGCAUGAUGGGAAGGGGAGCUGGCUGGGGUGCCAGCCAAAGGCUCAGGCCAGGAGGUCCAGAGCAGUGGAGGUUUCACAGUUAAUGAGGGGCCUUGGCCAGCAUUUCUCAUCUGGAUUCUGUAGCCAAGGGCAGGCAGGCGGGUGUGAAAGCCUUAGGGGUCCUGCCCUCCCCAGUUCUAAUCCCGGCUGUGUGACCUCGAGGUGUCUCAUCUCCUCACCCAGGAAAAUGUGAAUAAGAACUCUCUGAGGUGUAAGUGACAUAGUGUGUAAGUCCCACGUUGUAUAAUGAGGCUGACACUGGAGCCAGAUGCUGCCCACGGGUUCACUCAUUCAGUCCUCUCAAAAAGGAUCACCCCCACUUUACAGGUAAGAAACUGAGGCACAGACAGGUCAAGCAACUUGCCUAGGUCACACAGCAAAGCUGUGCCUGGCUGACAUUCGAACCCAAGUGUGUCCUAAAGUACAGUGCUGGCAGGGGUUACUAUUAUCAAUAUGAAUGAUGUUACAUUAAUUAUAAGGAAUAAUAACAAUGUUACACUAACAGUAGCAGGUACUGUCAUGGCUCACCCAACCCUCCAACCUUCCCUUUCUACACUGGGUCCCCAGGUCCCCAAGGAGCCCCCAGGCUGGAAAGGACAGAACUAAACAGACACUCCCAGUCCUGGGGGUCAGGCCAGCCCAAGCUUCUCUGCCAGGAAUACUCUGCUUUGGAUCCCAGAGGACUGUCACACAAGCACCAGCCCUUAAGCUCUGCUCAGGAAGAAUAGGGAGGGCUUCCUGGAGGAGGGAGCAACAUGGCCAGGAUUAGAAGGACAGAGGAAAGUAUUUAGAGUGGCAGGGAACAACAGCUACAAAGGCUGGGAAAGAGUGAGCUAUUCUGGAAGUGAGACUGGUGUGCAUGGGAAGAGGGGGACAUUGCCUGGAAGGGGGAAUUCAGGGCUGAUGAGAUCCAGGAGGCACAAGGGUGAAACCAGAACACCCAUCUCCAGGCCUCUGUUGUCUGACCUGCAAACGGGACAUCCUCGGGGACUCUGCUUUGCCAUUCCCUCUGCCUAGAGUUUCCUUCCCCACUUCUCCCCAUGGCCCAAACAAGGCCACGUGUGUGUCCAAGCCCCAGUCCUGUGCCCAGCUUGUAGCAGGAGCCUGGCUUCCAUGUGCCCUUGCCCCAGCUGCAUGAGGCACACACAAGCCCGUCGGCUCCACUGGAGCCAUGGUUUUCCUAAGAAUUCCAGCACCAGCCUGAAGCGGCCCCCAGGUAUUCUGGGUGCCAAGGAAAACAGGAGGUGAGCUCAUGGCCCGGCCACAGGCAGCAGGCAAUGCAGGCACUUCACUGGAAAUGUCCAGGCUGGGGCCAGCUGUUCCCAUUCAGCCUCCCCUCCAGGCCCACCCUUUCUCCCUCACCCUCUAUGGCUCCCAUUGUCCUCAGAAGACAGACUAAGCCCUGUACUACUGGCAUUGCUUCUCCUGAGCCUCAAGAUGUCUCUACCCUGAGAUCAGUCUAUCCAUCAGGCUCAUUUCUGCCUCAGGGCUUUUGCAUAUGCUGUUCCUCUACCUGGAAUGAUUUCCUUCAUCUUUUUGCCUGGCCAUGUCCUCCUCAUCAUCCUAGUCCUAGUUUGGUGUUCCCUCCUUCCCUGGGGAGCCUGCCCAGACUCUCCCCACCCCAGGCUAGGUCAGGCAUCUCCUUGGAGCUCCGACUGCUGCCUGUGUGUCCCCCAUCAUAGCCCUGGCCCCUCUGGAUGUUUAUAUAGCUGUCUUGCACCAACCUGGACUCCCCAUGAGAGAGAGGCCUGAUCUGGCUUGUUUAGUUUGUGUCCCCAGCAUCCAGCACAGGACAUGAUAUACAGUAAGUGCUCAAUGCAAACUUGUGGAAUGAAUGUGCCUAAAAUUUCCCCACCUCUAAGCUCCACAUACUUCCCUCUGCCAGAACUGUCUCCACCUUUUCCCUCUGCUGACCUGAGUCCUGUCUUUCCUUGAGGUUUCCUUGCUAUCUCCUCCAGAAAGCCUCAUUGAUUUCUCAGCAGCCUCCCAGGAGAACAGAUCUGGCUAGGACUCUACCCUGGCUUCAUACCUCCCUUCAAAGUGGCCUUAGGCUAGUCACUUCUGCCAUUUCCCUGUCUUUAGAAUAGAGGCUGUAAGCCUCCAGAGGGUAGGGGUGGAGAGGGUUAACUCCAGAGAACUGAGGUGUUUUGCAUCUCAAGAACAUGGCUAGGCUGGGGUGGGGGGAUGAUCUUCCUGAUUAGCAGUCAUUUUCAUUUUUAUUACAGGCUGUUCCCACAGCAGUUGGAGCAGAGCUUGGAAGGUAUGGUGAAGUCUCAACAAACACAAGUCUGGGGACCCCCUCAAACCUCCAGCAGGAGCCCUUUAAUUUGUGCACUCCCCCUGCUGGGAAUGGACAAAUGCACAGCCCAUUGCAUAGGCUGGGAAACUGAGUGGGUUCUCGCCCAUGGGCAACCAGGCUGCCCCCACCAGCACCCACCAGCUAGAGAACUGCAGAGAGGAUAGACCAGAAUGGGGGUGGGAGGAGACCCUGAAACUCUCUGGGGGUGAGGGUCCAGGAGCAGGACCUUAUGGAUCUGGGUAGGGAGAUCUAGGGUCCCUGCUAUCAUCUGACCCUUCAUUUUCCUGUAAUAAUCAUCAGCAUUAACAGUAAUACUAAUUAGUGCCAUUGUGUAGGGGGAAAACUGAGGCACAGAGAGACAUCACUUGCCCCAUUUUGAAACAAGUGAGGAGGGAAUUCAGCGUCAGUCAGCGAGACCUAAAGCAGGGACAGCGGUGGAAGUGGGUCCUAACCUUUAGCCACUCUUGACUUUGUUUCCCCAAGUGUGAGUUGAUAGGGGCCGCCAUGGUGAUCGCUUUGUUCCCAGUUGCGCCCCAGAUUUGAAAUAAAACAGGCACUCAAAAAAUAAGUGAAUGAGAGGGCUGGAGAGUGGUCCCAACUGUCUCCCUGCCCCACCGACCCCUGCACUGGCCCCCGAUGACUCAGUUUCCCUGCCAGGUCUCAGUUCAGACACACCGGGUGGGGCCUUGAACACAGAGGCCAGUGCUGUCUGUUUACCCUGUGGCUGGACGCUGGGCAGGGCCAUGGUGGGCCGUCCCUGGGGCGGCUGCGCCGCUGGGAUAAAUAGGCACUGCAGGCCUCGUGGGCGGCAGAGAGCAAGCUGCAGUCCAGCUCCCCACCGCCGCCAUGGUUCUCUCCGCCGCCUGCGUUCUCCUGCUCUCCCUGGCCGCCCUUGGUGCGUCGGGUCAGGGCCAGAUCCGGAUGGGGUCCCUAUGGCAGCGUGAAGUGGCAGGAGCAGGGUCCCGGGGCCCCGACACCCCACCAGCACCCCCUGUCGGUGCAGGUGCAGACCUGGGCCCGCAGAUGCUACACGAACUGCAGGAGACAAACGCGGCGCUGCGGGAAGUGCGGGAGCUGCUGCGGCAACAGGUCAAGGAGAUCACAUUCCUGAAAAACACGGUGAUGGAGUGUGAUGCAUGUGGGAUGCAGCCGGUGCACACCCCGGGCGUGAGCGUGCGGCCCCUACCCCAGUGUGCGCCAGGCUACUGCUUCCCCGGCGUGGCUUGCACCAUGACGCCGAGCGGCGCUCGCUGCGGAUCCUGCCCCGCGGGCUUCACAGGCAACGGCACACACUGCGCCGACAUCAACGAGUGUAACUCCCAUCCCUGCUUUCCCCGUGUCCGCUGCAUCAACACCAGCCCCGGCUUCCGCUGCGAGGCUUGCCCACCCGGGUACAGCGGCCCCACCCACGAGGGCGUGGGGCUGGCUUUUGCCAAGGCCAACAAGCAGGUUUGCACUGACAUUAACGAGUGUGAGACCGGGAAACAUAACUGCGUUCCCAACUCUGUGUGCGUCAACACCCGGGGCUCCUUUCAGUGCGGCCAGUGCCAGCCCGGCUUUGUGGGAGACCAGGCGUCCGGCUGCCGUUCACGCUCACAGCGCUCCUGCCCGGAUGGCACACCAAGCUCGUGCCACGAGAAGGCCGACUGCGUCUUGGAGCGCGAUGGCUCGCGGUCGUGUGUAUGUGCCAUCGGCUGGGCAGGCAACGGGCUCCUCUGCGGUCGCGACACCGACCUUGACGGCUUCCCGGAUGAGAAGCUGCGCUGCGCAGAGCGCCACUGCCGGAAGGACAACUGCGUGACGGUGCCCAAUUCAGGGCAAGAGGACGUGGAUCGCGAUGGUAUCGGAGACGCCUGCGACCCUGAUGCUGACGGAGACGGGGUUCCAAACGAGGAGGACAACUGCCCACUGGUGCGGAACCCAGACCAGCGCAAUUCGGACAACGACAAGUGGGGCGAUGCGUGCGACAACUGCCGGACCCAGAAGAACGACGACCAGAAGGACACAGACCGGGACGGUCGAGGCGACGCCUGCGACGAAGACAUCGACGGUGACCGGAUCCGAAAUGCUGUGGACAACUGCCCCAAGGUGCCGAACCCAGACCAGAAGGACAGUGAUCGUGAUCGUGUAGGGGAUGUCUGUGACAACUGUCCCCAGAAGAGCAACCCAGACCAGCGGGAUGUGGACCAUGACUUUGUGGGAGACGCUUGUGACAGUGACCAAGACCAGGAUGGGGAUGGACACCAGGACUCUCGGGAUAACUGCCCCACAGUACCUAACAGCGCCCAGCAGGAUUCAGACCGUGAUGGACAGGGUGAUGAUUGCGACGAGGAUGAUGACAAUGACGGAGUCCCAGACAGUCGGGACAACUGCCGCGUGGUGCCCAACCCAGGCCAGGAAGACUCGGACAGGAACGGCGUGGGCGACGCGUGCCAGGGUGACUUUGACGCAGACAAGGUGGUGGACACGAUCGACGUGUGUCCAGAGAAUGCCGAGGUCACUCUCACUGACUUCCGUGCCUUCCAGACGGUCGUGCUGGACCCCGAAGGCGACGCGCAGAUAGACCCCAACUGGGUGGUGCUCAACCAGGGGAUGGAGAUCGUGCAGACGAUGAACAGCGAUCCUGGCCUGGCUGUGGGUUACACGGCCUUCAAUGGUGUGGACUUCGAAGGAACGUUCCACGUGAACACUGCCACCGAUGACGACUACGCUGGUUUCAUAUUUGGCUACCAGGACAGCUCAAGCUUCUACGUGGUCAUGUGGAAGCAGAUGGAGCAGACAUACUGGCAGGCCAACCCUUUCCGUGCUGUGGCUGAACCUGGUAUCCAGCUCAAGGCUGUAAAGUCUUCCACGGGCCCUGGGGAGCACCUACGGAAUGCUUUGUGGCACACGGGGGACACAGCAUCACAGGUGAGGCUGUUGUGGAAAGACCCCCGCAACGUGGGCUGGAAGGACAAGACAUCCUACCGCUGGUUCCUUCAGCACCGGCCCCAAGUGGGCUACAUCAGAGUGCGAUUCUACGAGGGCCCUGAGCUGGUGGCUGACAGUAACGUGGUCUUGGACACGACCAUGCGAGGUGGACGCCUGGGGGUCUUCUGCUUCUCCCAAGAGAACAUCAUCUGGGCCAACCUGCGUUACCGCUGCAAUGACACCAUCCCAGAGGACUAUGAGACCCAGCGGCUGCUGCAGGCCUAAGGACAGUGGGGACCAGCCACUAGAUGAUGGCCACCUUCUUGGCUGCAGCACCAAGGGCUGGCCAGCUUGGGGAGAGGAAAGGGAUCAGGGAGGACAAAAUAAAGUGUGUGUGUGGCAGG